AUGCAUGACAAUUUUGGAGGAGAACCACCCAAGUUUGCUGUGAAUGAGCCACAAAUGGCUGUGGAUUAUAUGAAACCAGAACACUGUAUCCUUCCUAAAUCAAAGCCUGCCAAGUCACAGCCACAAUUGAAAGAGUUGAACAAACUGGUAAAAACUAUCUAGACAUUUAAUUACUCUAACAAAGAUGUUUUGUUCACAACGAGCAUUUCACAUCGCAGGACGAAUUGCUACACAAUCACUGGUUCGUUUCUGCACAGGAAUUUAUCAAAGCGGCGCAGGACGAAAAGACACAAAAGACCAUGCUUUUGUUAUCCCAACAGCUCCGCCCCUUUCAACAUGGAACUAAUUGGCGAUCUGACAUUUAAGCUCAAUCCCGGGCCCUCUGUGAAUAGAACAAUACCGGUCAUUGUUCCAUCGCAAGCCAAACGCAGCCAUGCAUUACGGCCAGCCACUGUGUUGUACAACGCCACCCUUGGCUCCAAAAAUUGCUGUCCCAGAGGAGUGAAUUGGCACAAUCUUAUCAGCAUAAGAUACUCAAAGCAAAAACUGCAGAAUGGAUUCGUCCCCAUUGACUUCUGUUUGUUGAACACCAGAUCAAUCAAUAAGAAGGAACUUCCGAUCAAAGAUUAUGCAGUCGAAAAUAACGUAGACUUUUUUGCAUUGACUGAGACAUGGCUGAGUAAUAAUGAAAACUAUAAUUUUUCCAUCGCCGAAGUUUGCCCCACUGGAUACCAGUUUUACCACGUUCCUCGGAAAAACGCACAAGGGGGAGGAGUUGGUCUCCUAAUAAAGAAACACAUGAAGGUUACGAAACAAACCCAAAGAAAUUUCAAGUCCUUCGAAUACCUGGACAUCAUAACAACAUGCUCCACUGGGUCUACAAGGAUUGUUACCAUCUAUAGACCACCUCCAUCUAAGGGGGGUUGGGGUUGUGAAUAAAAUGCUUAAGGAUGCAAAGGCUUCAUACUACUCAUCUAUUAUUUCAGAGAAUGCAUCAGAUCCAAAAGUUCUUUUCAACGCAGUCGACAAGCUAUUACACCGCAAAGUAGAGAUGCUAUCCAACCGCACCCUCCACGAUUGAGCUUACGAACAAUUUUGCCGACUUUUUCGACAAGAAGAUAGCGACAAUAAGAAUAGAGCUAUCCAAUGAAGCGACUUCUAAUACCCAGUCCUGCGAAGCAAACAAACAGCCUUGUCAUGCCGAAUUCAAAGAGUUUAGAGUGAUGUCAGGGAGAGAGAUUGAAGGUUUUGUAGACACUAUCGGUAAAAAAUCUUGUGAUCUUGAUCCUAUACCGGCAUCUAUUCUAAAGGAAUGUAAAUCAGCCUUCUACCUGUCUUAACCAACAUCGUGAACAUGUCGCUCCAAUCAGCAUCAAUGCCCGCUGCACUGAAAGAAGCAGUGAUCAAACCAAAGUUGAAGAAGAACAACCUAGACUCAGAGGAUUAUUCAAACUUUAGACCUAUCUCAAAUCUGAAGGUUAUAUCAAAGAUAAUUGAAAAGGCAGUUUCUUGUCACUUGAGUGAUCACCUACGUGAUAAUGAUCUAGAGGAAUCUUUUCGGUCUGCGCAUAAGCGUUUUCACAGCAGAGACUGCACUCUUGAGGGUGCAAAAUGACAUUCUCUUCGAAAUAGACAAUCAAAAAUGUGUUGUCAUGUAACUGUUAGACAUGUCUGCGGCAUUUGAUACAGUCGACCAUGAUCUACUACUGGAAAGAAUGGCAAAACGCUAUGGAGUAAAAGGAAAUGUGCUAAAAUGGUUUCAAUCAUAUCUCCAAGACCGAAAACAGUUUGUGAUAAUUGAUGGAAACAAGUCAAAGAUGAAAGAACUUCGGUACGGUGUCCCCCAGGGAUCAGUACUAGGUCCGGUUCUAUACUUAUUAUACACUUCACCCAUUGGGGACAUCAUUAGACGGCACAGACUUAAUUACCAUAUCUACGCCGACGACACCCAGCUCUAUCUCUCUUUCAAGCCCACCCCCGCCGAACUAACCAGCUCUAUAGCAAAAAUAGAGGCGUGUGUUUCUGAGAUAGACUCGUGGAUGGUGUGCAAUAAACUGAAACUAAACAGAAGAAAGACGGAGCUAUUGAUCUUAAGUGCACGACACCGUCCACCCCCAUCAAUAGAGUAUGUUGAUGUGUCUGGUGAGCAGAUCGAGCCAUCUCCCUCUGCAAGGAACAUUGGAGUUAUCUUUGAUGAGCACAUGUCACUAGAUAAGCAUGUUACCAGUACCUGCAAAGCCUGUUUCUUCCACCUUAGAAACAUUAACAAGAUAAGAGACUGCUUAUCUCUAGCAGAUACUGAAAAACUAGUUCAUGCGUUCAUUACAUCUAAGCUAGAUAACACCAACUCGCUACUAUAUGGAUUACCCAAAUUCCUGAUAGAUCGUCUACAAAAUGUCCAGAAUGCUGCAGCUCGUGUUGUCACUCGUACAAGAAAGUAUCACCACAUCAAACCUGUUUUAAAGCAGCUUCACUGGCUCCCAGUUAGCCAGCGCAUAGAUUACAAGAUAUUACUUUUGACUUUCAAAGCGCUCAACGGACAAGCCCCUAGUUACAUCACUGAACUGCUGAAGCCUUAUGUACCAACCAGAAAUCUGAGGUCCUCCUCCAAAAACUUACUUAAAGUACCACCUGUCAAGCUAGUAAGUUAUGGUCACAGGUGUUUCUCUUCUGUAGCACCGACUCUAUGGAACUCUCUUCCGAACAACAAAAGAGAGCAGCUCGCUAUCAGACUUUAAGACCUGUAUAAAGACAUACCUUUUUAACAAAUUUUAUAAUUAACCUUCUUAAAAAUUUUAUAAUUAGCUUAGCGAGUUAAUUAGCUAUUUUAUCGUUAGCUAGGUCGCUAGUUAGUUGGUUAGUUAAUUAGUUAGUCAGCUAGUUAGUUAGUUAAUUAGUUAGUGAAUUAGUUCUAUUAAGUUUCACAGUUUUUACUCCCAUCAUUACAGAUAUUUUAUUAGCUAGUUUUUUACUCAUAUUUUAGUGAUGUUUACGUUUUUAUAAAUUUUAUCAAUGUCUUUUAUAAAUGAAUUGUAAAGCCCUAUUGAAUAGCAAUAGAAAUAGCGCUAUAUAAAUACUGCAUUAGUAGUAUCAAGACAGAACCAACGACGAAGAAGACAGAGGUAGAAGUGCUAGAAGAAGGCAAGAUUCCUCAGGAUUCUGGUACAGGUACAGGUACAUAUCAGUAUUCCUCCUUGGAUGAGAUACUGAAUAAUGUGGAAGUCAGUUAUCCAUGUCCGAUCCACCAGACCAUGAUGGACGGAUUGAAAUAUAAGAUUGUGACAAUGUAUUCCUACAUUGCUCGACCCCCAGUUGCCCAGUCUUUUGUAAUCUCAAUGAUUACAACCAUUAUUACUAUGAAUGUCAAAUACAGGGUCACCCCUGGUUCACCUUGGACAGAAUUGACAAGAUGGUGUGCGAAUGUGGAAAGACUCCCACAUUGUCUUUGACUCAAUCACAAACAAAUUAUGGCAAAAUGUAUUUGCCAUGCAGUCAACGUCAUUGUAAGCUAUUCACUUGGUGGCGAUUUAAACCCAACAAGAGGACAGUGCAAAUUCUUACAGAUGGAUGUGAAUGAUUUAUUUCAGGACUAGAUGUCAAGAUGACAUUUGCUGAUUUAUUAGAAGCACUUUUUCCUAUAAUUCGAAGAAAGUAAUGAGAGUCUGAUGUGUUAAUUUUUAGGCAUAGACGAGGAUGAGGAACAUAAGAUGGCUGUUUUAUGGGUAGCCCAAUUAAUAGCACCCUGUGUCAAUAAAGUCACUGUCAAUGUAAAAACAUAGCAUUCAUAGAGACUUUUCUUUGUAAACUUUUUUAGAUUCAGAAGAGGAAGACAUCGUAACAGAUGAUACUUACCUUGAUAUCGAUGUAAACUUAGGAGACAAACUUAUGUCAACAGUAGUUGAACAAAUAGGUUCAAAUCCUGAGUGGAUAAGUUGUGUCAUAUUAGCUCCCGAUCAACUACAGGACUAUUUACCAGAUGUAAAAAUACAUGUUUUGUAGUUGCAAUUCCGAGUUUUGUUAAUUUUUGUAGAUGGGAUAAGUAGAGACCAUCUUGAAAUCACACAGUUGAUGGGUAGAGAUGCAAGGCUAGAUACAUUGUCUGUGGACUAUUAUGUUGAAAUCGCUUUGUUGAUUGAUGUGCCUUAGGUACAGGUUGCAUUCAAGGACAAAUGUGUUUGGAUAGGUGCUUGAACUGUCAUCGCUAGCCUCAGACAAGCGCGACCCUUAUGUCGCGCAUACCAACAUACGAGCUUCGCAGGGCAUAAGAUCAAAGGAUCCGAUGUCCUGCCUCAGAGCGGGUCAUAUCAGGCAAAAGAGGUAAAAAACAAUGGAGAGCUGUCAAUAAUAUGUCAACACCAGGUUUGAAGACAGACAGAUUUCCUGGUACUUGCAGGGUUUUGCAAAAUAGAGACUCGGCCGCACUUUCAGUUCACCAUCAUGCCAAACAGAUAUCCAAACGAUCCUUUAAACCAGUACUCUCCUUACCAACCCGGGUCUCCAUUGAACUGUCCUGGACCAGUUAUGGGCCGAUAAUAUUGACCACCUGGAAAGCAAGACUGUAGGAAAGCUUGGGAUGAAAUUGUUAGAGCUUUGAAUGAUAAACAAGGCAUCACAAAAACAGAUCAGUGCCAGCACAAGCUGAAGCACCUCAAGAAUCUAUACAAAGAAAAAUAAGACUGGAACCACAAACAAAGUGGGGAAAAUAUUCCAAGGAGCCCCCACUACGAUGCCAUAGAUGCGGUGCUAGGCUGCAGGGAUGUAAUAACCUGCAAUAAGCUGAGGCAAGUCAGGAUCACCACACCGGAGCCAGCGCUAGAUGCCAAGCAAACACCAGAAGGAAGCUCUACUCCUUCGCCCACUACCUCCAGUUCAACAAACUCAGAGUCAAGUGCCAAGACCACACGCCGCAAAGAGUGCAAAAACCAACGAAAGCACACAAGAGCGGCUAAAAGCAACUCAGAGGAGGAAGGCUUCAGAGAUGUAAUGAAAAAGCUCUCAGGCUCUUGGUGUGUAAACUCUUAGAUUACGAUAUUGUCAACCACAUAUUAUGCUGGAUUGUUGACUUUUUAUCAGAUAGAAGACAGAGAGUUAAACUGGCCGAGGAUUGCUUCUCCGAAUGGCGUUACCUUCCAGCUGGUGUCCCACAGGGGACCAAGCUUGGGCCAUGGUUAUUUUUAAUUAUGAUUGAUGAUUUGAAUGCAGGAGAAGCAGAGAUGUGGAAAUAUGUGGAUGAUACCACAAUUUCAGAGGUGAUAGCUAAAGGCCAAGAGAGCUGUAUUCAGCAAAUGGUAGACGAUCGCGCAGUACAAGUAAGGGAUGAAGGUUUUCAGUUAAAGGAAAGGAAAUGUAAAGAGCUUAGGAUUAGCUUCGCAAAAAACAAACCAAAAUUUGAUCCUAUCUGGGUUCACCAUCAGACCCCUGAGACUGUGAAAAGUAUAAAAUUAUUAGGACUCAAUAUAAGUAGUGAUUUAAAAUGGAAUGCCCAUGUGUUAGAGCUAGUUAGGAAGGUUUCUACAAGACUAUAUUUUCUAAGACAGUUGAAGAGAUCGCAUGUCGUCACAAAAGAGCUUCUUCUAUUUUACAUUACAUGCAUUCGGUCUACUCUGGAGUACAGCAACCCAGUUUUCCAUCAUGCUUUACCAAGUUAUUUAAGCGAAGACAUAGAAAGACUUCAAAAAUGUGCUAUGAAGAUUAUUUAUCCCGAGCUUUUGUAUGCCAAGGCUUUGGAAAUAUCUGGAAUUUUAACGCUGUAUGAUAGAAGGGAGGCAAUCACAGCAAAGUUGUUCAAUAAAAAUAUGUGCAAAUCAAUCUCACAGUCUUCAUAAACUACUUCCAAGCAAAUACCAACCGGCUACUAUCUCAGAGAACAAAGAACAUUUAUUCGUGCAAGAAUAGCUUUCUCUUAAGUUACGUUUAUCGUAGGUGAUAAUUAGAUAUUAAUUUGUUUCUUAUUUUACAUAGGAAUUUGACGAAUGCUUGUAAUUUUGUCAUUCUGUAACAGUUUUAAAUUAGGAAAUUAAUUAAUUAGUUGUAAUUUAGUAAACUGGAAAUUUCGCGUUUGUAAACCUUAUCACAAUUCAGCUUUUGGCUGCAAGUUCUUAAGGUGAAUAAACUAUCUAUCAUUCUAUCUUAUGGUGGGUAUGAAGUAGAUGGGGCACAGGAAGUUAGAGACUGCACUUUUUAGCUUAUGGAUUAACUCAAGCAAAGAAUAACCCCCUGGAAAUUACCUCAAUUUGGGAGCCGUGAAAAAUAACGAAUUCAAGGUCCACCUCAUAAAGAACAAAGAAGGAAAUUAAUAAUGCAUUUCAAUUUUCAGAUUACUGCUACAGAGUUAUAAAGGACUUAUUUGCAAAAUAA
Messenger RNA from Pocillopora meandrina, 6357 nucleotides. The record is from the annotation of a GenBank genome assembly. NCBI's taxonomy places the organism in Eukaryota, Metazoa, Cnidaria, Anthozoa, Scleractinia, Pocilloporidae.